Mus musculus (house mouse) is the source of this 883-nucleotide messenger RNA. RefSeq names its product zinc finger protein 972 (gene Zfp972). NCBI's taxonomy places the organism in Eukaryota, Metazoa, Chordata, Mammalia, Rodentia, Muridae. The transcript has 3 exons. Bases 90 to 335 code for a protein of 81 amino acids. Gene Ontology annotation, biological process: regulation of DNA-templated transcription. The record is from RefSeq and is marked validated.
AGGUGACCUGAGUGUUUCUAUGUGUUGCUUUCUUAGGAGUCUUUAGUGAGUGCUGCGAGGGUAACUCAGGCAAGAUCAGAACUUCAGACAUGAAUUUAGUCACCUAUGAUGACGUGCAUAUGAACUUCACUCAGGAAGAGGGGGCUUUGCUUGAGACUUCUCAGAAGAAUCUCUACAAAGAUGUGAUGCUAGAGACCUAUCGGAAUCUCUCAGCUAUAGGCAACUACACCAGGAACAAUGUGAACCUGACUAAUAUUACCUGUGCUAAUGAAAGACCCCCGAAGGGAGACCCUCACUCAAGCCUCGGGACAGCCGCGGACCCAAGAAGACACUGAGACCGAACUCAAAAUGUUGAAGGCAAGAUUUAAUAAAGCAACAGCAAGAAAGCACAUAGACCAGAGCUCUGGGGUCGAAACUCAUACACCUAGUGGUGUAGAGGAGAAUCGACGACGAGCCAAAUUUUUCACAGGCUUAUACAGGAAAAACUCAAGGGGGGAGAGCGGGGCAGGGAAAGUACAAGUUUACAUAACUAAGGGGUUCUGCCAAGGGACAAGGGGUUCUGCCAAGGGAUUCUACGUAACUAAGGGGUCAUGUCCUAUUAUUUGGCAAUGUACCCGGUUCAUUCUGAGGUUGUUCCAGGAGGCCCUUAUCUCAAAAAUGUUCUUGGAACAGUCUUUAGUUGGGAGGGUUCGAACUCUAGGGUGAGGAGUUCAGGAAUGCAUUCUGGGGUGAAGAGUUCAGGAGUGUUCUGGGAACACUCUCUAGAUGGGAGGGGUCGGGCUCUGGGGUGAGGAAGAGUUCAGUGAUUUUGUAUUCUUCACUAGUAUGUGUAUAGAAAUAAAAUAAAAUCAUAUUUCCUGACUCCAAUAAAAGUAACUCAAAG